GACUAAAUGUAUGGCAAAUGAAUGCAAACAUUAUUAAUGAAUACAAAGUUUGGUAAAAAUGUUUGAAAAGUAAAAUGAAUUCUCAAUUUUGUUACACUAUUUGUCUAACAAUUAAUGCAAAGACUGGUAAUGAGGGGCGCAUUGAUAGUCUUGGAGGGCAUCGACAGAGUCGGCAAAAGUACACAAACUAUACGACUUAAGGAAGCACUCGACACAAGACAAGUGACCGCUCAGGUGAUGACUUUUCCUAACCGAUUGACACCAAUCGGCCAAAUGAUCAAUGAAUAUCUUAAAGGCGACAAACAUUUGACUGAUGAGGUCAUUCAUCUGUUGUUUUCUGCUAAUCGAUGGGAACUGAGAGAAGAGAUGUUGCGGUUGUUGUCUUGUGGCACAACUCUGAUCGUCGAUCGGUACGCCUUCUCCGGUGUCGCCUAUUCUGCGGCUAAACCUUCGCUGAACUUUGAAUGGUGUCGACAGUCAGAUAAAGGUCUUCCGCGACCCGAUUCUGUGCUAUAUUUGACAGCUAAUGAAGAUAUCAUUUCAUCGAGAAGUGGUUUUGGCGAUGAAAGGUAUGAAACAAAAGCUUUUCAACAAAUAGUUAAACAAAACUAUGAAAACCUUAGAGAAGACUAUUGGGAAAUAAUUAAUGCCAAUAAAAAUGGUGACGAAGUACACAAAGAACUUCUGGAUUCAGUGUUAAAAACAAUUGAAAGAGUGACCAAUUCUGGUGAUAAUAAUAUCAAGAAAUUAUGGAUCGAUUAAAAUAUUGAGUAAAU
Oppia nitens is the source of this 776-nucleotide messenger RNA. Its product is annotated as thymidylate kinase-like. Gene Ontology annotation, molecular function: ATP binding; dTMP kinase activity. The transcript has 2 exons. The coding region runs from base 115 to 762 and encodes 215 amino acids. Gene Ontology annotation, cellular component: mitochondrion; cytoplasm; nucleus. The record is from RefSeq and is a predicted model, not a curated record. NCBI's taxonomy places the organism in Eukaryota, Metazoa, Arthropoda, Arachnida, Sarcoptiformes, Oppiidae. Gene Ontology annotation, biological process: dTTP biosynthetic process; dUDP biosynthetic process; dTDP biosynthetic process.